CAGCAUUCACCAUGGAGGAGGAGGACGGAUAUCACUGUCCCUCACAAACGGAACCUGAAAUUGAGCGGAGAACUCACAAGGAGUGGCCGUGGCCCUCGGUCGAGAUGCUUUCUAAGUAUCGUCAAGACGAACUACUCGACGCGAACGACUGGCACUACCUCGCCGAGGGGGGAAAGAGUCUCCUCGUUCGAUACAUGGGCCCGCAGACAUGCAAGGACCCAAAGACGGGCCAAGACACGCCAGUACCUUGGACCAGUCCUGACGGAAGACGAGCACUCGCUUUGCGGAUGGACAAGCGCAAGAGGAGAGGACCACCACCGGCGGUGCAAAAGCUUAAGGUCAAUGUGCAGCAUGAGUUCACAGAGACCUCUUGUCCUCCCUCUGCUGACAGUCGGUUGGAAUGGCCAGCCACAGAACGCUACGCUUUCGAGACGACUGUCAUCACCAACUUUCUGCGCGGUCUCUCUUCCGGGUCUGGCACACCCGCUUCCCCAUCCUCGUCCCAAUCAGACGGAGAGACCACCGGCGAACAGUGGGAAUGCUCAGAAGCACCACCUUAUCUCUCUCCACUGCUACCGUACAAUAGACGCUUGGUAUGUCGCUGGCACGGAAGGAAGCGACUAGCAUUUCUUGAGGCCAUCGCGAAUGCGGCUGAGCCUCACCGCCCUUCUCAUCGUCGCGAGAUGGAUGAGAUCGAUAUCGACUGCCCAGAUGCGCUCGAUGUCAUCGAGGACCUCUCUUGGACACCGAGGGAUGGUGUAGAUCAAGAUGUCCUCUGCGUCGAGAUCAAGCCAAAAUGGCUCUUUGAGCCCGGUGAUGACGAAGUGUCAUCAGGGAAAGACGACAGCCGUCCCAUCUCACGUUACCGCAAACACGCCAUCCUCAAAGCAGACGGUGCCCUCACUCCUCAAGAGGUAGACGACCUCUACGAGCCAUUGGACCUAGCGUCAGCUGACCCUCCGCGGGUACGCAGAGCUCUUCAAGGUCUAGUCCGCAACUGGCAGAAAGGCGGCAACAAUCUCCGCCUCUUCUGUCGAGGGGCACAGCAACCCGCCCGUGCUAGCAGCGGCGUAGAGGGGAACAACCCUUUGGCCAACGCUCUGGAACGACUCAUCAACGCACAAAAAGGGAGCAGUAAUCUCUCUCUUACCACAGACGCGGCCGACUUGGUCACUCCUGCUCUUCUUCCCGCACUGCUCAGCCCUCGAUUUCAGGCUCUCGUUGCUCGGCUUGGCUUCCUGCAGCGUAGCCUCGUCCCUGGCCCGAGAGGGGAUCUUGCCCACCUCAAGGCGCUCUGGGAUAUGUCUAGCGAAAAGAAGGGGAGAAAGCUUGAGGACGCUACGCUCACAGGGGACAAGAAGGACGAGCCGAUGUUUUUCGAUCCCUCGAUGCACGACUGGAACGACUUUCUGACGUAUUGGUUCUCCAAGGAGGAUCCUAGUCAGAGAAGCGAGGAUUGGGCCGCAAGCACUACGACGCCGGCUCCCGCUCGGGACACGAAGCGCGCCCGCGGCGGCGAGGCGAGUGGUGGGGGCAAUCACAGCCGCAGCAGCGACAUUGUCACGCCACCAACGUGGAAAGAGAUGCGCCACGCUCUCAUCGGCACCCUGCUCUCAGGCACCUUCAAGGACGCCAGCAUCUGGAUCCGAAUACCCAUGCCGUCAUCAGCAGAGCUGCAAUCACAAUCUGCGAAUGAAGGCCACCCUGGUUACGUGGACGGGAGGAGCAUCCAUCUGAUCGAUGUCGACCCGAAGCCGAUGAAGAAGCUGUCGCAUUGGCUACAGCUGGAUGAUGAUAUCGAGCGCUCGUAUCGCGAGUGGAAGGCGAAGCAUGCGAUUCAAGAGGUAGAGGGGUCAGACAAACGCAGCAGAACGGACUGACGGCACUGAGUCCGCGAAGGAGAGGGAAAGUACGAUGGUUACGAUGGCUGAACAACGAAUGCGCACGUCAAGCGCGCGAGCUCCUGCUACUUUUAGAGCUAGGCUUAUUUACAUCCUGACACCAACAGUGGCGCCAAUAUACCCCUUUGACCCCUUCUCUCGCCGCAUUACGACGGUCGCCACUCAUUCAUGCCCGCAUAGUCAUCGCCCGUAUCGCCCAUGGCCUCCAGAUUGGCCAGCAGCGCCUUUUGGCUGAUGCCACCGCGCUUCCCGCCCGCAGCAGCCGCCGCCUGCUCAAGCAAGCUCUGCGCUUGCUCCUUCUUCCCACCAGCACCCCCUCCUCCGGCUCCUCCGAAGAGGUCGAGCACCUGAUCCGUCGCCAUACUCUCCAGAUCCUUAUUCUGCUGACCCACGACUGUGUUGGCUACGUUCAACUUGAACUGCUGAAGACCCAUGAUCCUCGCCUCGAGGGUGUCCCUC
Molecule: messenger RNA, 2360 nt
Organism: Jaminaea rosea
Lineage: Eukaryota; Fungi; Basidiomycota; Exobasidiomycetes; Microstromatales
Exons: 1
Coding region: 12-1880 (622 amino acids)
Biological process (GO): inositol phosphate biosynthetic process
Cellular component (GO): nucleus
Molecular function (GO): ATP binding; inositol-1,3,4,5,6-pentakisphosphate 2-kinase activity
Source: RefSeq, a predicted model, not a curated record